GCAGGCGCGUCUCAGCGGCGGGUGGGAGCGAGGCUGGCGGCGCUGGCGAGCCGGGGGCCGCAGCCGCCGAGGGAGGACGGAGCUUGGCGGGCCAUGGAGCGCAGGGCGAGGAGGCGCCGCCGCGACAGCCGCAGCCCCGAGCACUAGCGCGGGCCGCGACCGCCGGGUCCCGACCGAGCAGCCGCUCCCAGCCGCCCGCGCUUCCCCGCGCCGGGGCCGCCGCCGGGCGGGUCCCGAGCCCCCUUCCCCGCCCGCCGCCUCCCCCAUGCGGCGGGGCUGGAGGAGCCGGAGGCCUCGCUCGCCCGGGAGGCUGCAGCCGGCGGACGGCGUGUGAGGAGGGGCCGAGGCCUGCGCGCCCAGCACGGACCUGGGAAUACACAGCUGCUUUGGGACACACCUCUAUUGGAUUUAAUACAUGCUCCACUAGCAACAACUUUCAGCUAUGGAAUCGACGGUUGAUGAUGAGGCGAUGGCAGCAUAAAUGAAGAUCAAGUAAGGAAGGCAGAACGAUGCCCAAGGGUGGGUGUUCUAAAACACCACAGUCAGACGAUUUCUCUCUCAGCAACGACAUGGUGGAGAAACAAACGGGGAAAAAGGAUAAAGAUAAAGUUUCCCUAACCAAGACUCCAAAGUUGGACCGGAGUGAUGGCGGCAAAGAGGUGAAAGAGAGAGCUACGAAACGGAAGUUGCCUUUCACUGUUGGAACAAAUGGAGAUCAAAAAGACUCGGAUACAGAUGCCUCCAGUUCAGUCCAUGCUGUGGUGGUAUAAGGCUGGUACGCUCCUCGAAGCACCAUGGCAUGAAAUGGAGGUUCCUAGAAGCAAGACGGAAGAAAAGCAGGGUCCAGAACGGAAGAGGAUUAAAAAGGAGCCUGCCACUAGGAAGCCAGGCUUGCUGUUUGGAAUGGGGCUUUCAGGAAUCAGGGCUGGUUACCCACUCUCUGAGCGCCAGCAAGUCGCCCUUCUUAUGCAGAUGACAGCAGAAGAAUCUGCAAAUAGCCCAGUAGAUACAACACCAAAGCAUCCCUCUCAGUCUACAGUGUGUCAGAAGGGAACUCCUAACUCUGCCUCCAAAACCAAAGAUAAAGUAAAUAAGAGAAAUGAGCGUGGAGAGACUCGGCUGCAUAGAGCUGCCAUCCGAGGAGAUGCCCGGCGCAUCAAGGAACUCAUCAUUGAGGGCGCAGAUGUCAACGUUAAGGACUUCGCAGGCUGGACAGCAUUGCACGAGGCAUGUAACCGGGGUUACUAUGAUGUUGCAAAGCAGUUGCUUGCUGCCGGCGCGGAAGUCAACACAAAGGGGUUGGAUGACGACACCCCGCUGCAUGAUGCAGCUAAUAAUGGGCAUUUCAAGGUGGUAAAAUUGUUGUUACAUUACGGAGGGAACCCUCAUCAAAGCAACAGGAAGGGAGAGACGCCUUUAAAAGUCGCUAAUUCCCCCACCAUGGUGAAUCUACUCCUGGGAAAGACCACCUAUCCCUCUAGCGAAGAGAGCUCAACAGAGAGCUCAGAGGAGGAGGACGCCCCUUCAUUUGCACCUUCCAGCUCCGUCGAUGGCAAUAACACAGACUCUGAGUUUGAAAAAGGCUUGAAACAUAAGACAAAGAGUCAAGAGCCCCCCAAAACAACAAUCACACCGGUAAAGGAUGAAUAUGAAUUUGAUGAAGAUGAUGAGCAGGACAGAGUCCCGCCUGUCGAUGACAAGCAUUUGCUGAAAAAGGAUUACAGGAAAGAGACUAAAACAAACAGUUUUAUUUCCAUACCCAAAAUGGAAGUAAAAACCUAUACUAAAAAUAACACAAUUACACCAAAGAAACCUGCCCAUCGCAUCCUGUCAGACACGUCGGAUGAAGAGGAUACCAGUGUAGCCGUGGGGACUGGCGAGAAGCUGAGACUAUCGACUCAUUCGAUACUGCCCAGCAGCAAGACUCGAGAGCCCUCCAACACCAAGCAACAGAAGGAGAAGAAUAAAGUCAAAAAGAAGCGGAAAAAGGAGACAAAGAGCAAAGAGGUUCGGUUUGGCAAAAAAAAUGACAAAUUUUGUUCCUCUGAAUCAGAAAGUGAAAAUUUGGAGAGUGAGGAGGAUGAUAGAGACUCUGUGCAAAGCUCUAGCUGUGUAAAGGACUCUAGGCUAGUGCUAAAGGAAUCCUCCUUGUUCAACUCUCUGUCUGCCUCUUCCACCUCUUCUCAUGGGAGUUUAGCUUCACAGAAACAUAACCCUAAUCUUACAGACCAGCACUCCAAGCACUGGAGGACAGACAAUUGGAAAACCAUAUCUUCUCCGGCAUGGUCAGAUGUCAGUUCCUUAUCGGACUCCACAAGGACGAGACUGACAAGUGAGUCAGACUAUACGUCUGAGGAUUCCAGUUUACAGUCGUUAAAGCCAGUGAGAAAGAAGCAGGAGCACAAAAAGAAAAAUAACUCUCAUAAUACUGUCUGUGAGAAGAAGAAUUCAUUCCAUGCCAACGUGGACGGAGCAAUUCCAAAGCUGGAUAAGGAGGGAAAAGUUGUUAAAAAACAUAAAACAAAACAUAAACACAAAAACAAAGAGAAGGGACAAUGCCCAGUCAGCCAAGACAUUAAAAUAAUCAAAACUUUUUCUUUUGAAUAUGAGGACUCUAAGCAAAAGCCUGACAAGGGUUUGAUAGAGACUGAAAGUCCAAGUGAAAAUAAAUUAAAAGUGUUAAAACAUGAGAGAGAACACUGUAAAAAGGAAGAAAAGCUACUGAAAAGUAAAUCAGAGGAGAAGGAAUGGUUGUUUAAAGAUGAGACUGGAAAAGCCUCCAAAGAGGAGAAAUCAUUAAAAAAAGUCAAAGAGGGGAAUAAAGACAUCAGCAAAUUUUUCAGAGAGGAGAAGUCAAGUAAAGAGAAACCCAUAAAGGAGAAGUCUCCCAAAGAGGAGAAACCUAGAAUACACAAGGAGGAGAGAAAGAAAAAAUCAAAGGAAAAACAGUCAAAAUCUGAAAAGAAGAAUGAUCUGAAGGAGGAGAAAAUUACUAAACUGGAGAAAGACAAAACCUUCAAAGAAGAGAGAGAAAAAUGUAAAAAAGAAAAAGUUUACAAAGAGGAGCCUGGAUUUGAUGAGUUUAGUAAUAAAAGCCAAUUGCUGGAAAGCGAGGACACAAAAUUCAGCCUUUCUGAUGAUCAGCAAGAGAGAUGGUUUUCUGAUUUGUCAUCUGAUUCAUCCUUUGAUUUCAAAGGUGAGGAUAGCUGGGAUUCUCCAGUAACAGACUUCAGGGAGAUUAAAAAUGACAGCAUGGCAAAACUAAUCAUAGAAACAGUGAAGGAAGAAAUUAAAGACAAGAAAAGGGAGAAUAAAACAAAGGAAAAGAAAGAAUACAAUGAAAAACGCAAUGAAAAGGAUACAUUCUUAAAAAAAAGAGAGAGAGAAAGUGUCGACAAAAACCCUGAGAAGAAGAAGGACCAAACUGAAAAGCAUAAAGUCGCUCCUAGUUAUCUGCCUGAAAAGGACAAGAAAAGGAAAGAUUCUGCAGAAAGCGUUAAAGAGAGAAAGGAAAAAGAUCCAGGUGAAAUCAACAAAGAAAGAAAAGAUUCCUCUGAUAGCUGUAAAGACCGAAAGGACAUAAAAAUUAAACAAGAGGAGCCCUAUCGAGAUGAGUUUAAAGAAUAUGGUUGUGAAACAUUCUUCAAGGAGAAAUCUGACCCUGAAUGCAGUGGAAAAAAUGUGGAGAGCGGGGAAAGGCACCAUUCAGGGAAAGAUAAGGAGAAGAAAGAUGCUCCUGAUAAGGAAAAGAAAGAGAAACUGAAACCAGAAAAAUAUAAGGAGAAAUCCAAAGAAGCGGAUAAAGAGAAAAAUGAAAAAGUUGUUGCUGAGAAAAACCAGAAGGACAAAGAACUGGAUAAAAGUUUUAAAGAGAAAAAAGAUACUAAGGAGAAAUACAAGGAUCUGCAUAACAAAGACAAAGAAAGGAAGACUUCUUUAGACUCUAUCAAAGAGAAAAAAGAGAAAAACUUCUCUGGAGAUAGAGAGGAUUUCUCUGAGAAAAGAGAUGAAAAAAAAGGAAAAGAGAAAAGCUGGUACAGCAUCGCAGAUAUCUUCACAGAUGAAAGCGAAGAUGAGAAGGAUGAUUACAGCUUAAGCGGAUUCAAAAUUGGUGAGGCUGUUGGGAGUGAAUUGCAUCGAAUGGACAGUCUACAAGAAAAAGAUGAUAGCAUGGCUGCUGAAAAGGACCUUUAUCUUGCUGACAAGCACAGAAAGUACUCUUCUGACAGACAACAUUCAGGAGAGAAACAGAAAGAUAAAGAGAAGAAAAAGGAUAAAGGAUUAGCAGAAGGUGGGAAGGAGAAAAAAGAGAAGGGUUUCUUUGAAAAACACAAAGAGAAGAAGGAUAAAGAUUCUGUCGAGAAGUAUAAAGACAGGAAAGACAGAACCUCAGUAGACUCCACCCAAGAAAAGAAAAACAAGCAAAAGCUCCCUGAAAAGACCGAAAAGAAGCAUGCUGCUGAGGAGAAGGUAAAAAACAAGCAUAAGGAAAAGAUGGAAAAAGAACAUUCCAAAGAAAAGAAGUCUUCAAAAGGAGGAGAGACCGAGAAGAGCCUGUUGGAAAAAUUGGAGGAGGAGGCCCUCAAUGAAUAUAGAGAUGACUCCAAUGAUAAAAUAAGUGAGAUUUCUUCUGAUAGCUUCACAGACAGAGGACAAGAUCCAGGACUAACCAUCCUCUUUGAGUCUUCUAACCUUUCUCUUAUGGAUGCCUCUGAGGAAAAGUAUAAAGAUUCUCUUCCUUUGCCCUGCUUGCAAGACAAACUCAAGGAGAAGGAGAGGCACAGACAUUCCUCAUCUUCGUCAAAGAAAAGUCACGAGAAAGAGAAAGCAAAGAAGGAAAAAACAGAGAAAAAAGAGAAAAUGGAUGACUUUAAAGACUCCAGCAACAGAAAAGAUUCUAAUCAAUAUGAAAAAGAAUUCUCUGUGGAUGGGGAGACUUUUGGCAUUUCCUACAGCAUGAAAGCAGAGGUUGAGGAAGAACUGGACAAAAACAUUGACUAUUUGUUUUCUGAAAAGAAAGAUAAAAAUGAUCCUGAGAGAGAGCUCUCAAAGAAGGCAGAAAAGGAAAAGACUUACGGUUCCAGUACCAUCAGCACAAUCAAAGAGAAGAAGAAGAGAGAAAAACACAAGGAAAAAUGGAAGGAUGAAAAGGAAAAGCAUAGAGACAAACAUACAGAUGGAUUCUUUAAACAUCACAAAGAUGAGACAAAAUCUGUGGUUAAAGACAAGGAUAGCCCUCAAGUUAUCACAUUCAAAGAUAAGUCAAAGGAGGAGAACCUCAAAUUUAGUGAAACCAAAAUGAAGGAGAAACUCAAGGAAAACCAAGAGAAAGACAAAACAGAGUCUCUAAAGAUCAGUAAUGGAAAUGAUAAAAUAACAUUGUCCAAAGAUGGUAGCAAGAAAGAUAACAGGCCUAGAGAGAAGCUUCUGGGUGAUGGUGAUCUAAUGAUGACCAGCUUUGAAAGGAUGCUGAGCCAAAAAGACCUGGAAAUUGAGGAGCGCCACAAAAGACACAAAGAGAGAAUGAAGCAAAUGGAGAAGAUGAGGCACAGAUCUGGAGAUCCCAAAUUAAAAGAUAAAAUGAAAACCUCUGAAGAGAUGCGUAAGAGGAGUCUGGAUUUGACCACAAAGAAACCACUAGCACUAGAUACUCAGCUAAAGGACAAAAAGCUCAAAGAACUAGGUCCACUGACUCCUAUAUUGUCACCAGAUAAUAAGCCACAGCCUGCUGUGGGGACAGAUUCAAAGGACUGGAUAACUGGCCCUCAGCUGAAAGAAAUUUUACCUGCUUCUCCCAGGCCAGAUCAGAACAGGCCGACAGGUGUUCCAGCUCCAGCUUCCGUAGUUUCUUGUCCAAGCUAUGAAGAAGUGAUGCAGACACCAAGAACUCCUUCGUGCAGCAAUGAAGAUUACACAGAUUUGAUGUUUGAUUGUGCUGACUCUCAGCACUCUCUGCCCAUAUCCACAAUGUCCAUGAAUGCAUGUUCUCCAUCCUUUUUUGACAGAUAUGCAAAUGCUUCGAGUGGACUUCCUGACAAUCCAAGUCAGACUCCAACAAGGACGAUACCCUCCACAAACCUUUAUCGUUCAAUCUCUGUUGAUAUAAGAAGGAUCCCUGAAGAUGAGUUCAGUGCUGGAGACAAGUUUUUCAGGCAGCAAAGUGUCCCGGCAACAUCAAAUUAUGAUUCUCCAGUGCAGCAUUUGAUGGAAGAAAAAGUCCCUCUUCCUUCUGUUCCUGCAGAAAAGUUUCAGUGUAUGUCUCCAGGGUAUUAUUCACCUGACUAUGGAAUUCCAUCACCUAAAGUAGAAACUUUGCAUUGUGCACCUGUUGGCAAUGUUGUCCAAUCACCUGAAAGCAUCUUUUCUGGUUUACAAGCAAAAUCCUCCCCCUCACACAGAGAUGAGCUGCUUGCACCUUCUGUAGAAAGUGCUCUUCCCCCUGAUCUUGGCAUGCCUUUGGAUACCACAGAAGAGCAGCAAGCUACUGCUUCUAUUUUGCCACCAGAGUCUACCUUUUUACCACCUAUUGAAGAAAACGAUUUUAGUUCAGGUAUCUCAGAGCAGAACAAUAUGGACUGGGGUAACCCUCCUUCCAGAAACCCUGACCCUCCCAUGCCUCCUAGUUUAAUUGGUAAUCCAUCUGAUCACCCAGUCAGCUGGUCAGUGGGAUCAGAACUUCUAAUGAAAUCUCCCCAGAGGUUCCCUGAAUCCCCUAAGCCAUUCUGUUCACUGGACCCAAUACAUCCUGCACCCGUGUCCUUUAUUUCUACAGAUUCUCCAUACCCAGUUUCUCCUAUUUCCUAUCCAUUGUCAGUAUCUGAACCGGGGCUUGAUGAAGUAAAGGAAGAUGUUGAAGAAACAGUUCCAGGAGAAAUGGCAACUGCAGAAGAGCAAGCUCCUUACAUGUCCCCUACUAGAUUAGACACUUUCUUCAAUAACUGCAAGCCUCUUCCAGAAGAAACACCCGAGAUGCCUUUAGAACCCCCUUGCAUUCCUACAGAAACUCAGGCAGAGGCUGUUAACACUCUGGAAAACAGUUAUUUGGAAAACAGUAGUGUUGCACCUGUAAACCCAGAAGAGCCAGUAACGUGGCCUGAUCCAUUCACAAACUCAGAAGAUGACUUAGACCUUGGUCCCUUCUCGUUGCCGGAAUUGCCGCUCCAAGCUAAAGAUGUUCCAGAUGCUGAAAUGACUGAAGUGGCAUCGAUAGAAGAAAGCUCAGUAGCUGCCCCAGAAGUCAUAAAUACUGGGAUCAUAAAUGUGAGUGUGUCUGUCACAGCUUCUAGUGAGCAGGAGGAGCUACCGCUUAAUCAGCCAAGUAACUUACUAGCUGUGGAACCAGAGCCACAGCCGGAGGAAAAAACAUCGGAAGUGAUUGCACCAGAAGCUACCUCGGAAGCAUUGAAUGUACCAGAAGAGAAAAGAUUAGAAGAGUCCAAGGAACAGAGUUUUCAACAGAUUGCAUCAAUAGAGCUUGCUCAGCCAGAGAAACAAGAGGCAGAAACAAACCAUGAAGAAUUGCCCUCGUCAAACUGUGCAGUGGAGAGUGGAUCUCAAAGCAGCUUGGCACAAGCGAACACUGCUGAGAGUGGGGUCACGCAAGACAGUGCUGCAGUACGAAGUGGGAGCCAAGUCUCUUCCAUCCAGACAGACACACCCCAAGGGACUACUGCAGUAGAAACCAUAGAGCCAGUACAAAAACCAGUCGCAGAAGUUUCCAAACCACCAAAAAUAGAAGAGAUCCCGCAACGAAUUACCAGGAACAGGGCUCAAAUGCUGGCCAAUCAAAAUAAACAGAACACUGCACCUUCUGAGAAAGAGUUUCCUCCAGUUUCUGCACCUUCCACACGUGCAAAAGGGCGAGUGACGGAGGAAGACGAUGCUCAAGCCCAACAUCCACGUAAACGCAGGUUCCAGCGUUCCAGCCAACAGCUACAGCAGCAGAUUAACACGUCCACCCAGCAGACAAGAGAGAUGAUACAGCAAACACUGGCAGCGAUUGUAAAUGCCAUAAAACUGGACGACAUUGAGCCCUAUCAUAGUGACAGAUCAAACCCAUACUUUGAGUAUCUUCAGAUCAGGAAAAAGAUUGAAGAGAAGCGGAAAAUCCUCUGCUACAUCACUCCCCAAGCUCCCCAGUGUUACGCCGAAUAUGUCACCUAUACAGGGUCCUACCUGCUGGAUGGCAAGCCACUAAGCAAGCUUCACAUUCCAGUGAUUGCACCCCCUCCAUCACUCGCGGAACCCCUGAAGGAACUCUUCAAGCAGCAGGAAGCCGUGAGGGGGAAGCUGCGACUCCAGCACAGCAUAGAGCGGGAGAAGCUGAUUGUUUCAUGUGAACAGGAGAUCUUAAGAGUUCACUGUCGGGCAGCGAGAACCAUUGCUAACCAGGCAGUGCCCUUCAGUGCAUGCACCAUGCUGCUGGACUCCGAGGUCUAUAACAUGCCUCUAGAAAAUCAGGGAGAUGAAAACAAAUCCGUCAGAGACCGUUUCAAUGCUCGUCAGUUUAUUUCCUGGUUACAAGAUGUGGAUGACAAAUAUGAUCGAAUGAAGACGUGCCUGCUAAUGCGACAGCAGCAUGAAGCCGCUGCCUUGAAUGCGGUGCAGCGAAUGGAGUGGCAGCUGAAGGUUCAGGAGCUGGAUCCAGCUGGGCAUAAAUCCCUCUGUGUGAAUGAGGUUCCCUCGUUCUACGUGCCGAUGGUUGAUGUCAACGAUGACUUUGUGCUCUUGCCGGCAUGACAAUACAAAACCAGGAGACAUUCUCCCUGAAAACUGGCAAGGGCGGGAGCCCUCCGAGGACGGAUGCUCGAGCUCACAUUCAUCCUUACCACUUGCUGAUGAAUCCCUGGUCAGAGGAGGAGGAAGCAUCUAUCGGCAGAAAACAAAACAGUAAGAAAAAUAAUUGCACUUUCUUCACGACGUCUCCCUCACUUCUGGACUGAUCACAGCUACGCCAGGCAGCGGGAGUGGGGGAACGCAUCUCCUUUCAAACCGGUUGCUGCAGCAGAGGGCAGCCAGCCUGUACACAGCAAUGAGCGUCUGAACGGACAAGGGGGAGAGAGACUGACGGAGGCAGGGAGGAGAAAAGGUUCAAGAACACGUGUGUUGCAGAAGCUGCUGAGCAGGGCCAGCAACCAUGCAGUUCAUGUACUUGUGAACAUGGCGAUUUCAAGCUCUUUGUUUUCCAUUUGUCCGCAGAUCUCCUCUUGGAGAAGCUGCAGAGGAGACGGUGGGUUUUUUAUAGUUCUCGUUCCAUCCUGGUUACGUCACAAAUUAAAAGCAAAACUAAAAGGAAGCAUCCAGCUUUCCCAGCUGCGGUUCCGGAGGUGCAAACAGCUGCGGCUCCAGAUCCCUGAUGCCUUCCGAGUCGUCAUAAAGUAGCUGCUCGUCACCAAGUUUGGAUGAGUGAGGAGGCAGUUGGCACGUUAUGCGCACGUGACUAGUAUGGUGAGUGUCUACCGCGAAAAUGGUGACGGAGAGCCAGGACUUUGCCGAUCAUGUUUUUAAUGGAGUCAAAUCCAUGUGGUUUAUAUAUAUUUUUUUCCUUUAAUCUUGGGCAUUUUGUUUCUCUUUCUGAGAACAUAACUUGAAAACACUACAGAGCCAAUACUCAUAUAAAGAAAUUGUAUCCCAUAAAUGCUGUACAGUUUUUAUAUACAUUAACAAUGUACUUUUGCUGCCUUCUAGAUAAUUUAUUUUGCAACACAUUACUGCACAGUUGUAAAUAACUUAUGUACUGUAACAUCACUUUCAGUUAUGUGUAAAGAAAUAAAUAAAUUAAUUAAAAUUAUCUUUGUAUGUAUAGUUCACCCUAGGCAGCACUUUCCC
Dermochelys coriacea (leatherback sea turtle) is the source of this 9828-nucleotide messenger RNA. RefSeq names its product ankyrin repeat domain 11 (gene ANKRD11). The record is from RefSeq and is a predicted model, not a curated record. Gene Ontology annotation, cellular component: nucleus. The transcript has 14 exons. Gene Ontology annotation, molecular function: protein binding. Lineage: Eukaryota; Metazoa; Chordata; Testudines; Dermochelyidae. Gene Ontology annotation, biological process: anatomical structure morphogenesis. The coding region runs from base 709 to 8739 and encodes 2676 amino acids.